UGUAGUUGGGAUAUGUUUUGUUUUCUCUCGAAUAGUUGAGCCCCAUAUGGGGGUUGGCAGGCAACAGAGAGGACCCUUUCAAGGUGUUCGUGUGAAGAACUCAGUGAAGGAACUCUUGCUGCACAUUCGAAGUCAUAAACAGAAGUCUUCUGGCCAAGCUGUGGAUGAUUUUAAGACACAAAGUGUGAACACUGAGCAAUUCACAGAAUUGAACUCAGUGUCAUAUAGUGGAAAAAGAAAAGGACCUGAUUUUAUGUCUGAUGGACCAUCUUGCAAAAGGCCACCCCUGUUGCAUACCCAGUUUUUGACACCACCUCAAACACCAACACCUGGUGAGAGCAUGGAAGAUGUUCAUCACAGUGAAUCUAAACCAGACAGCAGUGCUGAUCUGCUUCAGAACAUUAUAAACAUUAAAAAUGAAUGCAGCUCAGUUUCCCUGAACACAGUCCAAGUUAGCUGGAUGAGCUCUGUGGUGCCCCACAACUCCCCACAAGAGCAGUGUCAGAACUUCCCUGAACCAGGGCAGGUCUUCUCUUCACCUCAAAAGUAUCAAGUGUUCCAAGUCAGCAGCUCUCCACAAAUGAUGGACCAGGCUUCCAUGUACCAGUUUUCUGCACAGAGCCAGAACAUAGAGCAUCAGCAUCCGCAGCAUCCGCAGCAGCAGCAGCAGCAGCAGCAGCCACAGCAUACCCACAACCCAACUCUGGAAUAUAGCCCUUACUUUAGAACUUCUCAGUCCCCCAACUAUGAACCAAAUCUCUUUGAGAGUCAAGAACCACAGUUCUGCCUAAACCCAAGUUUCACAUCUCUUGUAAGUGGUCAUGGGGGAUCUGAGAAUAUUGCUGUUCCCAUUCAGACUUUCCCCAGUGUCCAGCAACAGAAUGAUGCUCACUUGCAGAACUUCAGCGUGAUGUUAAACAGUGCUUGUGAGGCCAGGGGGGCACAUAAUACUGACUCUACCUCUUCAAGCACUUCACUGCCAUUUCUGAACAUCAACAGAAAUCCAAUGAACACCACUCAAUUGGGGAAGUCAUUUUUUCAGUGGCAAGUAGAGCAAGAAGAAAGCAAGUUGGCAAAUAUUUCUCAAGACCAGUUUCUUUCAAAGGACGCAGAUGGUGACACGUUUCUCCAUAUUGCUGUUGCCCAAGGAAGAAGAGCACUUUCCUAUGUUCUUGCAAGAAAGAUGAAUGUACUUCACAUGCUAGAUAUUAAAGAGCACAAUGGACAGAGUGCCUUUCAGGUGGCAGUGGCUGCCAAUCAGCAUCUCAUUGUGCAAGAUCUGGUAAACCUUGGGGCUCAGGUGAACACCACAGAUUGCUGGGGAAGAACACCGCUGCAUGUCUGUGCGGAGAAGGGCCACUCCCAGGUGCUUCAGGCAAUUCAGAAGGGAGCAGUGAGGAGCAAUCAGUUUGUGGAUCUUGAGGCAACUAACUAUGAUGGCUUGACUCCUCUCCAUUGUGCAGUUGUGGCCCACAAUGCUGUGGUACAUGAACUUCAGAGAAAUCAACAGCCUCAUUCACCUGAAGUUCAGGAGCUUUUACUGAAGAAUAAGAGUCUGGUUGACACCAUUAAGUGUCUGAUUCAAAUGGGAGCAUCAGUAGAAGCAAAGGAUCGUAAAAGUGGCCGCACAGCUCUGCAUUUGGCAGCUGAAGAAGCAAAUUUGGAACUCAUCCGCCUCUUUUUGGAGCUGCCCAGUUGCCUGUCUUUUGUGAAUGCAAAGGCUUACAAUGGAAACACCGCUCUCCAUGUUGCUGCCAGCCUGCAGUACCGGGUUACACAGUUGGAUGCCGUCCGCCUGUUGAUGAGAAAGGGCGCAGACCCAAGUACCCGGAACUUGGAGAAUGAACAGCCUGUGCAUUUGGUUCCUGAUGGCCCUGUGGGAGAACAGAUCCGACGUAUCCUGAAGGGAAAGUCCAUUCAGCAGAGAACAGCACCAUAUUAGCUCCAUUGAUUUGGAGCCUGGUCGGCAACCCUCACUGUCAGUUAGGCAGUCCUAAUGUAUCUGUACAUAGACCAUUUGCCCUGUAUUGGCAAAUGUAAGUUGUUUCUAUGAAACAAAUAUAUUUAGUUCACUAUUAUAUAGUGGGUUCUAUUAAAAGAAAAGAAGAAAAAUGUUUAAUUUUUUUGGAAGAUUUGCAUAUUUCAUACCCAGAUAUUUGGGAUCUAGACAUUUGAAUUUAAUAUGAAUGGUAAAAUUACAUUAAAUUAAUAAUAGUAUUUGGGCAGGAAAAGAUUGAUUUGUGGUAUAAGGCAUUGCUUGUGCAGCUGUUGCCAGUUGCAAUGCAGAAUUGUAAACAUUUCUUUAAGAAAAAUGAAAGCAUUUGAAAGGAGAAAAAAUAAUCUGGGUAUAGGGUUUAGGCUUCUUUUGGCCUGGCAGUUAUUGGCAUUGACAAGUUUCUAGUCAUUGGACUACAUGAAAAGGCAUCUUGGUUAGGAUUUGACCUUUGCAAACUGUAUAAAUAGUUAUUUUUGUUUUUAAAAAUAUUUGUACAUAUUUAGUCAGUAAUGUAGACAUUUGAAAUAAAUCAGUAAGUAGAAAAGAACAAGUGAAUUGUCACUACUUUUAAAAAUUGUACACAUUUAAAGGAGCUAUUAUUGUGUAAUCACCCAA
This is a messenger RNA of Fukomys damarensis (Damara mole-rat), 2611 nucleotides long. RefSeq names its product NFKB inhibitor zeta (gene Nfkbiz). Gene Ontology annotation, cellular component: nucleus. The transcript has 12 exons. Gene Ontology annotation, biological process: regulation of gene expression. The coding region runs from base 47 to 1942 and encodes 631 amino acids. Gene Ontology annotation, molecular function: POU domain binding; DNA binding. The record is from RefSeq and is a predicted model, not a curated record. Lineage: Eukaryota; Metazoa; Chordata; Mammalia; Rodentia; Bathyergidae.